Aureobasidium melanogenum CBS 110374 is the source of this 1173-nucleotide messenger RNA. Its product is annotated as fatty acid hydroxylase. Gene Ontology annotation, cellular component: membrane; endoplasmic reticulum. Lineage: Eukaryota; Fungi; Ascomycota; Dothideomycetes; Dothideales; Saccotheciaceae. The record is from RefSeq and is a predicted model, not a curated record. The transcript has 2 exons. Bases 1 to 1173 code for a protein of 390 amino acids. Gene Ontology annotation, molecular function: iron ion binding; heme binding; fatty acid 2-hydroxylase activity. Gene Ontology annotation, biological process: lipid biosynthetic process; fatty acid metabolic process.
AUGCCCGGUAGAACAUUGCCCACCAUUCCUCAGGCCGAUGUCGCCUCGCACAACACGGCCAAGUCUUGCUAUGUCACCGUCGGUACCAAGGUCUACGACAUCACUCCUUUCCUCGAGGAUCACCCUGGUGGUGGUGACUUGAUAGUUGAAUACGGCGGCAAGGAUGUCAAGGAUAUAAUGGACGACACAGCCUCCCACUUCCACUCGGAAUCUGCUUGGGAGAUCCUCGACGACUACCUUGUCGGCUUUGUCGCUACCGAGGCAGUCAUGAAGUCGGUCACCAACAGCACUCACCCCGUCGACAUCGUACCCCUGCCCCCCUCAGAAAGCGGUGCCGAGCAGCUACGUAAAGACGGUGUCAACCAGCCACUCUACGAAACUACUGGCAUGUCUUGCGAGGAAGACUUGUCGAAAGAGACGGACGCCACCUCUGAUUAUCGUACCCACAAGUUUCUCGACCUCAACAAGCCUCUGUUGAUGCAGGUUUGGAGAGGCGGUUUCACCAAGGAGUUCUAUCUCGAGCAAGUACACCGCCCUCGCCAUUACAAGGGUGGAGAAAGCGCGCCGUUGUUUGGCAACUUCCUUGAGCCUCUGAGCAAGACUCCCUGGUGGGUUGUGCCUACCGCUUGGGUGCCACCGGUCGCAUACGGCACCUACCUGUCAAGCCAAGGACUUUCUACUGUUGGCCUCGCUUCUUACUGGAUCACUGGCCUCUGUAUCUGGACGCUGGUUGAAUAUGUCUUGCAUCGCUUCCUGUUCCACCUCGAUCAGUAUCUACCUGACAACCGCGUUGGCAUCACACUUCAUUUCCUGCUCCAUGGCAUUCACCACUACUUGCCUAUGGACAGAUUGCGUCUGGUCAUGCCUCCAACUCUGUUCUUAGUUCUUGCCACGCCCUUCUGGUAUUUGGCUCACACUGUCUUCUUCUAUGACUGGAACGCUGCUACUGCAGUCUUUUGUGGUGGUAUCUUUGGAUACAUUUGCUACGAUCUGACUCAUUAUUUCUUGCACCAUAAGACUCUUCCUGCUUACUGGCGCGAGCUGAAGAAAUACCACCUGGCGCAUCACUUUGCCGAUUACGAGAACGGCUUUGGUGUGACCAGUCGUUUCUGGGACUGGGUGUUCAAGACCGAGCUGCCCAUGACCCCACCUAAGGUCAUCAAGACGUCGUAA